CAGGGCGGGGAGGGUCGAGCCGGGCAGGUGGGUCAGGCCGGCACAGCCCCAUGGAGAGGGGGAAGAUGGCGGAGCUGGAGAGCCUGGAGACGGCGGCGGAGCAUGAGCGGAUCCUGCGGGAGAUCGAGAGCACGGACACGGCCUGCAUCGGCCCCACGCUCAGGUCUGUCUACGAUGGAGAAGAACACGGACGCUUCAUGGAGAAACUGGAGGCAAGAAUCAGGAACCACGAUCGUGAGAUUGAGAAAAUGUGCAACUUCCAUUACCAGGGCUUUGUGGACUCCAUCACAGAGCUGCUGAAAGUUAGAGGAGAAGCUCAAAAACUGAAGAAUCAAGUGACGGACACCAACCGCAAGCUGCAGAAUGAAGGGAAAGAACUGAUAAUAGCAAUGGAAGAGCUGAAGCAAUGCCGGUUGCAGCAGAGAAACAUUUCGGCGACGGUCGAUAAGCUAACCCUGUGUCUUCCUGUCCUGGAGAUGUACAGCAAGCUGCGGGAGCAAAUGAAAUCAAAAAGACACUACCCUGCGCUGAAGACCCUGGAGCACCUUGAGCACACAUACCUGCCCCAAGUGAGCCACUACCGCUUCUGCAAGAUCAUGGUGGAUAAUAUCCCAAAGCUGAGGGAAGAGAUCAAAGAAGUUUCCAUGUCAGACCUCAAGGACUUCUUGGAGAGCAUCCGCAAGCACUCUGACAAGAUUGGGGAGACAGCCAUGAAACAGGCACAGCAGCAAAGAAACCUGGACAAUAUUGUAUCCCAGCAUCCCAGGAUAAGCGGGGGGAAGAAGUCCAAGAAAGAAGCCUGCGCAAGCUCCGAGCUGGAGGUAAAAAACACUAGCCCCAUGUCUGAGCAAGAUUCGGGUAUCCUGGAUGUUGAAGAUGAGGAUGAGGAUGAAGAGGUGCCUGGAGCCCAGGACCUGGUGGACUUUUCUCCAGUGUACCGAUGCCUACACAUAUACUCUGUGCUGGGUGCCCGUGAAACCUUUGAGAACUACUACAGGAAGCAGAGAAGAAAACAAGCCAGAUUGGUCCUACAGCCUCCUUCAAACAUGCAUGAAACUUUAGAUGGCUACAGGAAGUAUUUUAAUCAAAUUGUAGGGUUUUUUGUAGUGGAAGAUCAUAUCCUCCACACCACGCAGGGCUUGGUGAAUCGAGCCUACAUCGAUGAGCUGUGGGAGAUGGCUCUGUCCAAGACCAUCGCAGCGCUGAGAACACAUUCGUCCUAUUGCUCAGACCCCAGCCUGGUGUUAGACUUGAAGAACCUCAUUGUCCUCUUUGCAGAUACACUCCAGGGAUAUGGCUUCCCAGUGAACCAGCUCUUUGACAUGUUGUUGGAGAUCCAAGACCAAUAUAGUGAAACCCUGCUGAAGAAAUGGUCAGGAGUUUUCAGAAAUAUACUUGACUCAGAUAACUACAGCCCCAUCCCAGUGACAAAUGAAGAGGUUUAUAAGAAAAUAGUUGGGCAGUUCCCAUUCCAGGAUGCAGAACUUGAAAAGCAACCUUUUCCAAAGAAGUUUCCCUUUUCUGAGUUUGUGCCUAAGGUUUACAAUCAGAUUAAGGAGUUCAUCUAUGCCUGCCUGAAGUUCUCGGAAGACCUUCACCUGAGCUCCACUGAAGUUGAUGAUAUGAUUAGAAAAUCUACCAAUCUGCUGCUGACCCGAACGCUGAGCAACUGUUUACAGAACGUCAUCAAGAGGAAGAACGUGGGGCUCACAGAGCUUGUACAGAUUAUUAUAAAUACAACCCACUUGGAGAAAUCCUGCAAGUUCCUAGAGGAAUUCAUCACCAAUAUCACCAAUGUGCUCCCAGAAACUGUCCACACUACAAAACUCUAUGGGACCACAACCUUCAAGGACGCCCGCCACGCUGCUGAGGAGGAGAUUUACACUAACCUGAACCAGAAGAUAGACCAAUUCCUGCAGCUGGCAGACUACGACUGGAUGGCCAUGGAGCCGGGCAGCAAGGCCAGCGACUACCUUGUGGACCUCAUUGGCUUUCUGCGCAGCACCUUCGCUGUGUUCACCCACCUGCCGGGGGAUGUAGAUGUCCACUCUACAAUGUCGGGGAAGGUGGCACAGACUGCUUGCAUGUCGGCAUGCAAACACCUCUCCACCUCGCUGAUGCAGCUGCUGCUGGAAGCUGAAGUGAGGCAGCUGACGCUGGGGGCCUUGCAGCAGUUCAACCUGGACGUGGAGGAGUGCGAACAGUUUGCCAGAUCCGGCCCAGUGCCUGGGUUCCAAGGGGACACGCUGCAGUUGGCCUUCAUCGACUUGAGACAACUCUUAGAUCUCUUCAUCCAGUGGGACUGGUCGACGUAUUUGGCUGACUAUGGGCAACCCACGUGCAAGUAUCUCCGAGUGAACCCAACCACAGCCCUCAUCCUGCUGGAAAAGAUAUCACGAGUGAUGAGGGACACCAGCAGGAAAAACAACGUCUUUGCCCAGUUUCGGAAGAACGAGAGGGACAAGCAGAAGCUGAUAGACACCGUGGCCAAGCAGCUCCGCAGCCUGAUCAACAGCCAUCACUCGUGAAGGGACUCGGGGACCUCCUGCCCGCGCCGCUCCCCGCACCGCAGCCUUCCGUAUGCCUGGACUUGGGAUUCUUGUUCAAAGAGAAUAUCUGUAUUUUUUUAUUCACCUGUAUAGUAAUCAUGAAACCUGCCCCCCAUGACAAAAUGUUCCUGGUUAAACAAUCCCUGGGGAAGACAGGGGACUGCUCAUGAAGGUGGUGUCAGGAGGCUCCUCUUAUAAGCUCCGAUUUUCAGGGGUUUAUAAAGCAGUGGUAAAUCCUGAAGCCUGAGAAAGGAGUUCACCCCCAGACUAUUUUCUUUUAUGUUUUUGGUUUAUAGGCCAAAUGGGGAGAAUAGGUCUGACUUCCCUUGGUUAACUUGCAGAACAAAUGGAAACAAGAAGUACAAGGAGGGAGUUGUGGUUUCAGGUUCUUCUCAUGGGCUUCUCAAGGAGCACACACUUAGAAAGAAGAGUCACCCCUGCGACUGUCCUGCCAGCUUGGGUUUUGAAUUUAGGUAGGAAAGGAAAAGAAGCCAACUGAUUUCCCAGCUUUCCUUCUCUUUUUUCCUGGAAAGGAGGCUGCAGGUCACUGGACAUCUGCUGAUGUCUUUUGGAUCUGCACUGAAUGCAGAAGGGCUUUGAGAGCUGCCUUGUCAACUGCAUUUGGAAAGGGAGAGCCAGAAGGGAAUCACCAAAAAUGCAAAGGUGUUCUGUGCUGCUGGUUGCUGGGUUGCUGCCACUGGCAUACAGUAUAGUCAGCAGACAAGAAAGGAUGCUCAGCAGGGAUGGUGCAAAU
Messenger RNA from Dryobates pubescens (Downy woodpecker), 3303 nucleotides. RefSeq names its product exocyst complex component 6B (gene EXOC6B). Lineage: Eukaryota; Metazoa; Chordata; Aves; Piciformes; Picidae. Bases 51 to 2528 code for a protein of 825 amino acids. The record is from RefSeq and is a predicted model, not a curated record. Gene Ontology annotation, cellular component: membrane; exocyst. The transcript is spliced from 24 exons. Gene Ontology annotation, biological process: Golgi to plasma membrane transport; exocytosis; intracellular protein transport.